UGGGAGGGAGACUGGAAAAUGCAUCAUUACCUGGCAGAGUUAAGCAUCCAGCAAUUCUACCCAAAAAUUCUACCUUCACAAGAUUGAUUAUUGAUCACUACCACAACAGAUCCUUGCAUCAAGGAAGAAACUUUACCCAAAACUGUUUGAGAGAAGGUGGUUACUGGAUAGUGAAAGGAAGCAAAGUUAUAGCAAAGUACAUAAGUAAAUGUGUAACCUGUAGAAAGACACGUAGACCUACAGAAGAACAAAGAAUGGCUGAUCUACCGGCUGAUCGUGUGAACCCAUCACCACCAUUUCUUUAUAGCGGAAUGGAUUGUUUUGGCCCAUUUAUCACCAAACAGAACCGCAAGGAGUACAAGAGAUAUGGACUAAUAUUUACAUGUCUAAGCUCCAGAGCAAUUCACCUGGAAAUGUUGGAAGAUAUGUCAACUGAUGCAUUCAUCAAUGCCUUAAGAUGUUUCAUAGCCAUUAGAGGUACUGUGAGAGAGCUUAGAUCUGACCAAGGAUCUAAUUUUGUUGGAGCAAAGAAUGAAUUGAACAAGGCUCUAAAAGAGAUGGAUAAAGAAAAAGUAACUGAGUACUUGUUAGAGAAACAGUGUGAUUUUCACAUGAAUGCUCCAAAUGCAAGCCAUACAGGAGGAGUUUGGGAGAGGCAAAUCAGAACUGUAAGAAAUGUGCUAAGUGCAGUGUUGAAAAGGAACGCCGGAAGAAUAGAUGAUGCUUCACUUAGGACACUAUUCUAUGAAGUAAUGUCUAUUGUUAACAGUCGUCCACUUACAGUCGACAACAUCAACGACCCAACAAGUUUGGAACCUUUAACUCCCAACCAUCUACUUCACCUUAAACCUGAUUACAUACAGCCACCGCCUGGCAAAUUCACCAAAGAGGAUUUAUACGCCAGAAAAAGAUGGCGAAGAGUUCAAUGUCUAUCAGAACAGUUUUGGAAUAGAUGGAGUAAAGAGUACUUAGCUCAUCUCACGCUAAGAAGUAAAUGGCAAACACCCAGAAGAAAUGUCCAAAUUGAUGACAUAGUGUUAGUAAAAGAAGACGACUUACCUAGAAGUCAAUGGAAAUUGGCCAAAGUCCUAGAAGUUCAAAAGGACGAAGACGGACUAGUGAGAAGAGUAUUGUUACAAAUAGGAGACUCAAAACUUGACAAAAAAGGAAAACGUCUCACAAUUCCACUCAAGUUGGAACGUCCAAUUCAAAAGUUAGUUGUUCUGCUUGAGAGUAACAAAAGACACUUGAGAGUUGAGAACCAGAUGGAAAAUUCCUCAAAUCCAUGUUGAAAUCCUACUACUGAGAACAUAGAGUUGUAGGUAAUUUUGGUGGGAGUGUAGCUGGCCAGCUAAGACCUGUCCUAGGUUACUAUUAUGGUUAUAUAUGUAUGUACCAAAACCUGCCAAUAACCUCAGUACAGUUCUUAUGUUCACAUGUUUAAGUAAAAAGCAGAGUUUGCCUGUAAUUAAUGUUUCUGAAUGUGAAUGUUAUAACAUUUAUAUGCAUUGUGUUAGCAGAAGCAGAAAAAGAAAAUAUACCUUUAAGAACCAUUAUAUAGGUAAGCCAAUCAUAGCCAGCCUCUCACUGCACAAGAGCUUCAACCAAUCCCAGUCAGCUACACAAUUGAUCUGUGUGGGAGUUCCCCAUGCCAGAUCUUUCUGAGGCCAUUACUUAUCAGACAAAGGGAGGAAACAGAGAGUUCCAGUCAGAGAUAAGUUUUAUGGAAGCAGAGAAGGCCAAAUAGUUCCACCAAUUUCAGACCUAUCCAAGUACCAAUUUCAGACCUAUCCAAGUAUCAAUUUCAGAACAAUCCGAGUGCCAAUUACAGACCAAAUACAGAUGCAAUUACAAAUCCAAAUGCAAAUACAAAGGUGAAUUGCUUACUGCUGAUAUAAAGCAAAUGCACAGUCCCAUACCAAAGUGCUAUACCUGAGAGUGAAAUACAUCCACCAUCUUAAGUUAUCUGUUAACUGUUGAACUGCCUUUUAUGGUUUUAUUCACCACGUGUUUGUACAUGGAAUAUCCGCUGCACAAGCAGCAGUGUUAUAUGAAGAAAGUUGAAGUUAUUAAAGAAGUUAUUUAAAAGUAUUGGUGUGUUCUUUAAACCUACUGCCUCCAUAGAACGGCGCUAGAGGAAUUACACAGUAAAAGAAAGUCUGAUUAGACUAAAGGGACAGAGAUUUUAUAAUUCUUCUAAUGCCACAGCGCACAAGGCUCUGUGUAGUGCUGCGCCUGCCACAGUGGAACUAUAACCUUCUGAGGGCAAAGCAAUAGUGCUCCUCAAUUUGCACAGUAAAGAGCGCAUUAGAGAAGCGGAGUGCCAGCAUAUACCGACAAGCAGCAACUGUUCCCUGAGUGAGCACGCAGAGAUACCUCAGCGGAGCUACCAUACAGGCCAUAGAACGUGGGCAUUAGUCAGACUGCAGCCGACUCUUAAAGUGGCAGAACGGCAAAGGCAAGAUAGUCAGAGAAAGAACGCCAACCCUCAUGCAAUUCAUAGAGAGAGAAAGAGACGCAUGGUGGGAGGCCAGAGUCCAGAGCUAGAGUGUCCGCACCGCUAUCCACCAACAGACUACGUCUUGAAUCCAGCUAGUUUCCCACAACUAGGCCCAAAGCUUGCAGCAGCGCACCGCAAGUCAUCACAGAGCAUCACAA
This is a messenger RNA of Xenopus laevis (African clawed frog), 2658 nucleotides long. RefSeq lists its product as uncharacterized. The coding region runs from base 255 to 1292 and encodes 345 amino acids. The transcript is spliced from 2 exons. The record is from RefSeq and is a predicted model, not a curated record. NCBI's taxonomy places the organism in Eukaryota, Metazoa, Chordata, Amphibia, Anura, Pipidae.